Messenger RNA from Uloborus diversus, 4942 nucleotides. Its product is annotated as smoothened homolog. NCBI's taxonomy places the organism in Eukaryota, Metazoa, Arthropoda, Arachnida, Araneae, Uloboridae. Gene Ontology annotation, molecular function: transmembrane signaling receptor activity; patched binding. The record is from RefSeq and is a predicted model, not a curated record. Gene Ontology annotation, biological process: positive regulation of smoothened signaling pathway; commissural neuron axon guidance; smoothened signaling pathway. Gene Ontology annotation, cellular component: dendrite; cilium; plasma membrane. The coding region runs from base 1 to 3126 and encodes 1041 amino acids. The transcript is spliced from 13 exons.
AUGGAAGCUGUUUGCCAACCUCUUCAUAAUGCUACUUGUUUCGGUACAUCACUGCCAUAUGCAUAUACCUCUGUAGCAUUAGCAGAAGAUUCAGUUUCACACUUUGAUGUGCAGGAUAAUUUGGCACUUUGGCAAGGUUUAAAAAGUGUUCCUAGAUGCUGGGCGGUAGUGCAACCAUUAUUAUGUGCUGUUUAUAUGCCAAAGUGUGAAAAUGGAUCUGUCUACCUUCCAUCACAAGAAAUGUGCAACAUUACAAGAGGUCCUUGUAAAUCAGUGGAAAUCAAGCAUUCGUGGCCGUCCUUUUUAAGAUGUGGAGAUAAAAAGCUGUUUCCACCAAGAUGCAGGAACCCACUUCAAGAAGUAAAGUUCAACACUAGUUAUAAAUGCAUGUUACCACUUUUGGAAACGAGUCAGCCUUCUAACUGGUACCAUGAAGUUGAGGGGUGUGGAAUUCAGUGCCAAAAUCCCUUUUUUACUGCAGAAGAGCACAACAGCAUACAUCACUUGAUCAGCUUAAUAGCCCCAAUUUGUUUGGCACUUAAUGUAUUAAGUGUGGCUACUUUUUGUAUAAGUUGGAAAGCUGCCAACAAAUAUCCAAGCGUCAUAAUUUUUUACAUAAAUCUAUGCAUUACUUUUGCAACUCUUGGCUGGCUCAUUCAAUUUUAUCCGGGAGCAAGGGAAAAAAUUGUUUGUUUGCCUGAUGGAACUAUUCGUCUUCAUGAGCCAAGCUCUUUUAGUUGGUGCACAAUCACAUUUUUCUUAACGUACUACUGGCUCAUGGCUGCAAUAGUUUGGUGUGUAAUAUUGACGUUAGCCUGGCAUUAUGUAUUCAGACAAUCUGGUGCACCUAAGGAGUAUUUGGAGAAAAAAGCUGGCAUUGCGCAUAUAAUUGCAUGGUCUAUUCCUGUUGUUCUCACUGUUUGUAUUAUAGCAUCAACAGGGGUUCAAGGUGAUUCCAUAAGCGGGAUAUGUUUUGUUGGUUACAGUAAUAGUAACAUGAGAAUAAUUUUUCUUCUUGUUCCUGUUGGGCUUGCCGCACUAAUUGGUUUAGUCUGUCUCUGUUCAGUUCUUUAUACUCUGAUAAAGCUGAAAAUGAAUGGAUCAAAAGCGCAAGUCAAACGGAUACAACCAAUAAUCAUAAAGAUAGGCAUUUUUACUGUAUUUAUGGUGCUUUUUAUUGUUGGAACCUUUGUUUUUCAUCUUUACGAGUUUUUCAAUCAAAAGGAGUGGGAUGACAGUCUCAGAGAAUAUAUUGUAUGUCUGGCCAUGAACUCUGCACAAACACUUUCAAUUAUGGGUGAGUCGGCAAGCAUGAAGUGUGAGCUGAAAAGCAGGCCCAAUAUUGUAUGGAUUCGUCUCCACAUGAUGUGUUUUUUUGGUUUUGGAGGCUUAAUGACAGUUUUUGUCUGGACAAAACAAUCUUACGAAUACUGGAAGCAGUUUAGGAAUAGGCUUUGUGCACCUGCUGAAAAGACUACCUUUAAGGUGAAGCGACACCAGAUAGUAGCAAAAGCAUAUAAUACAAGAAGGGAAGCAUUCAACCAAGGGCAUCUUUCCUUCAGCCUUAAUAGCACACAUGAAGAUCCUAUUGGGAUGAAUCUGGAUGUCAACAGUGUUACUUCUAGAGACAUAUCAUCCUCUUGGGCUGCUGCCUUGCCACACUUUAUAAUGCGUAGAAAUGCUAUUACUGACUUUUCGUCAUUUGUACCAAUGCAUUGCUCUUCUGUAUCAGAUAUUAGUCGUCAUAUCUCAGUUGAUUCCUUUAAUCAACCAACUUUGGAUUCCCUAAGCAUGCAAAUGAGUGAACAGGAAUAUGCACAUGCUUUGAGACACCCACGACGGAAAACUCGAAAGGAGAGGGAGCGUUUUCUUCAUGCAAAUCGAAUUGCUCCCUGGUUUCCUGGUAGUAGACGAGGUAGUGACACAUCCUUGCACAGUUCUAUGAUGUCAGCAGCUCGUGGAGCUAAAGUAACUAAAGCCACCAGUACGGGUGAUUUAGGUGCUGAUGUGAUGCUUGCUGGUUCUGUAUUACCUCCUAUGCUCAUGCGUGGCGCUCCAUAUAGAAACACCAUACCCAGAGAGCCGGUGAAUCCGCCAUUUACUCAUGGUAUGACUGAUAACUCGCACAGAUUGGGCAACCAAAAUCCGUCUUCUGCUCUCGGUAGCAAUAAUAUAAGUCGAAGAUUAACACCGAAUUCAGCCAUUCCCAAUCCUUUGAUUGGAAUGCCUAGACCUCCCAUUUAUCCUCAAAACUACAAUUUUAUGAACUCAAUGCCAUUUGGGUACCUCAGUGGUGGUGUUUAUCCAUCUUUCAAUAAUAUGUUCCCGGGCUAUCCUGCCCCCCAGUUUAUGUAUCAUUCUUACAAUUCGAUGCCAUAUACACCUUUUGGAGACUUUCAGAAUACUGAUCCUCUUUUGAGUCAGUAUCAGGAUCCUUUAUUACCUAUGGAACCUAGAGAUGAUAGUGCUAGUGAAACUCCCUUUUUCCCCAUUAUCAUGUCCGAAAGUGAAUAUACUGACACUGGGUUCCGAUCGUAUGAUGAAUCACAUAUGUUUCCUACACAGCGAAUCAUUCCUGAGCAAGUUACUAACAACCCUGUUCAGUCUGAAGUGCAUCAACCAAAGUCGGGACUGGAACCGCAAGAAUGUGCCAAAACACAAUUUCUCAAAAGGAUGGGUUCUUUUAACUCUAAACCUCUCACAGCAAAAUCGCCUCAUCCUCCUUCUGGGAAAAAUUCACCGCCUCAUAGCGAGGUUCCACCACCAUCUCCAGCUCAGUCUACCAAGAGCUUAAACGAAGAUGAAUUAGAUGAUGUGUUUGAAGAAGAUUCUCAAAACGAUAAUAAUGUUUCUACUGUUUCGGCACCUCAAACUUCUGAGACAGAGACUCUCUUGGGAAAGCUAAAAUCAAAAUUCAAGCGUGCUACUUCACGAAAUUCGCAAGUUCAAGAAAUGCUGGAAUUGGCAGACAAACCAUGUGGUUUGUCGGUUGAACAAGUGCCUAGUGUAGAUAUGAAAAAUCGUCCUGCAUCUCGUAGAAACACACCUAAUGAAAAACUUUUACAAUCAUCAGAAGGAACUAGUUUGAUUGCAACUAAUGAAACAGGGGAAAAUGUAUCGAGAUGACAGGUAUGAGGCAGUGAGAAGCAAAAGGAUGUAAGUGGAUUUUUAUAAGUUUUGAGUAAAAGAUAUGCUAAGUUUUAACUAUAGGUAAGCUUUCAGUGAAAAGUUUUUCUUAAUCGUGUUGGACAACAGCACCUGCCAAAGGAUUAUUAUUAGCAUCUCUAGCCUCAAAACAGGAGAGAGAGAGUUUAUCCUACUAUUUGCACUAGUUAUCUCCAAAUUUUUAAUUUCGUCACUUACACCCCUUUGCUUUGAAGUGCAUCAUAUUCGAAUUUUACUCUGCAUGAUCUGAAUUUGAUUAGCAUUUGACUGGUUUCAGAAAAGUAAAAUAAUUUAUUAUUUAUCUCCUUUCAAGAAUCUCAUAUUGAAUGUAUAAACUUAUUUCAUUAUGUUCCCUUGUGACAUCAAUUUUAUUUCUAAAUAAUUAGUAUUUUAUUAAAAAACUAUUUGACUUGGCAAUUACAGGACUUUUAGCAGGCCCAUUAUUUGGGCGAUCAGAGGGUCGAUUGCCCCCCCCCCCUUCUCUUCCUCCUAAAGUUUGAAACAUAAUAAAUUAUGCAUUUUUUAUGUAUUUUGUUUUUUUCCCUAUAAAUUGUAUUGAAUGCAAAUCCUUUGCCCCCCACCCCUUUAUUGGAAAAUUUCACAUGACCGGCCUGGUUUUUAGAUGGUGGCAAAAAUUCCUUUUCCCCUUUUUAGUCCCAAAAGGUUUGUCUUUCAUGAACAAAUAGAAUUUUUAAAGUUUUAUCUAUUCAUCUUGUUCUUCUAUAAGUGAAUCUCAUUCUUAUAACAUUACGCAUUUGUUCCCCCUAUCAUUAUGCAUACAUUUGUACAUAAUGCAAUUUUUACAAUAGCUCAUUGCUCAUUCUUUUACAUGUACUUAAGCAGAGGUGCCAAACUGUCUGUCAUAAGGAUAGACUUAAUAUAUUGACAAUAAGUUAUAGCGAUAAAAUAUUUUUAAAGUAAUGUUUAACAAUGUAAAAAUAAUGCAUAAAAAGUGCUGCACUCAUUAUGCAUACUCCCACAAAAAGAUCAAUCAAUGAGAAGUUUUGUCUUUUCACAUUACUUAAAAGCUCAUAUUGUCAAGUAUGCAUUGGCAAAAGCUAUUUUAAAAAUCCUGCAGUGUGAAAAUUUGUUCAGAAAGAAGGCACUACAACAAGAUAGUCAAUAGUCAGGUAGUCAUUAGCACAGGUACUAUUCUGAAAAUCACUCUGCGAUUGACCUGUUAGUCACACCUUUUAAAUAUUUAACAUUCAAAUAUUAGUUAAUUCUAAUGCAUGAAACUAUAUCAAAAAGACUUAAUUUCUACAUUUCAUGGAAUUUACCACUAUAAAUUUCAUGACAGCUAAAUAUGUUACACUGCAGUUGAUCAAUACUCAUGCCAGUAUAUGAAAAUUAUAGUCUAUUUUUGUAACUAAAUGUUUUUUAAAAAACUUUUUAAAGAAAUAUAUGCAAAUUUUGGACACGUAUUAAAAAUUAGCUAUGCCUCUAAAGUGACCAAGACUGUUAUUUAUGCCAAUAUGUGGUAAAUAUUUUUUCAUAUAGUGAACAUUUUGAGAUGUUCUGUAAUAAAUAUGAAAUCUAUCAAAUUGUGCCUUAUAUUUCAAAAUGGAACAAUCAUACUUCAUUAUUUUGUUACAUACAUCUUGCAUUUCUCUUUUAGUGCUGCUUUCUAAAAUGCAAUGCAUUAUGAAAUUUAUUACAGUACUUAUGUUGUGUAUUAUAUACAAUUGUUCUUAUACACGUUUGAAAAUGACAAUUGUGUGCCAUAAUUUAUUUUUUGUACUGCUAUUCUGUAACAAUAAAGUUGGCAAAGUAUUGU